This is a messenger RNA of Phodopus roborovskii (desert hamster), 2687 nucleotides long. It is a transcript of the gene Strip2, whose product is annotated as striatin interacting protein 2. Gene Ontology annotation, cellular component: cytosol. Lineage: Eukaryota; Metazoa; Chordata; Mammalia; Rodentia; Cricetidae. Gene Ontology annotation, biological process: cytoskeleton organization. Bases 35 to 2542 code for a protein of 835 amino acids. The transcript has 21 exons. The record is from RefSeq and is a predicted model, not a curated record.
AAGCGAGCUGCUUGCUAAAGCGAGCCGGCCCAGCAUGGAUGACCCCGCGGCGCCCGGGCCCGCCGGCUCGCCCGCCAGUGACAACGGCAACGGCAACGGCAAGGGGAAGCCGGGGGCGCCCAAGGGCCGGGAAGCGUUCCGCAGCCAGCGGCGGGAGUCGGAGGGCUCUGUGGACUGCCCCACUCUGGAGUUUGAAUAUGGAGAUGCAGACGGGCACGCAGCAGAGUUGUCAGAAUUAUAUAGCUACACAGAGAACCUGGAAUUUACCACUAACAGGCGGUGCUUUGAAGAAGAUUUCAAGAAUCAAGUGCAAGACACUAAGGAAUGGCUGGAGUUGGAAGAAGAUGCCCAAAAGACUUAUGUGAUGGGACUUCUGGACCGACUGGAGGUGGUCAGUAGGGAACAGCGGCUUAAGGUGGCCCGGGCUGUUCUCUAUCUAGCCCAAGGCACUUUUGGGGAAUGUGACUCAGAGGUGGAUGUGAUGCACUGGUCCAGAUACAACUGCUUCCUGCUCUAUCAGAUGGGGACCUUCUCAGCCUUCCUGGAGCUGCUCCACAUGGAAAUCGACAACAGCCAGGCCUCUAAUAGUGCCCUUCGGAAGCCAGCCGUCUCCAUUGCUGACAGCACUGAGCUCAGGGUGCUGCUGAGUGUCAUGUACCUAAUGGUGGAAAAUAUCCGCCUGGAGCGAGAAAUAGACCCCCGCGGGUGGAGGGCAGCCCGAGAGACCUUCCGAACCGAGCUAAGCUUUUCCACACAUAAUGAAGAGCCUUUUGCCCUCCUGCUCUUUUCCAUGGUUACCAAAUUCUGCAGUGGCCUGGCCCCUCACUUUCCAAUAAAGAAGGUUCUGCUUCUGCUCUGGAAGGUGGUUAUGUUUACCCUUGGUGGAUUUGAACAUCUGCAGGCUCUCAAAAUACAGAAGCGUGCAGAGAUGGGCCUGCCCCCACUAGCUGAGGACAGUAUCCAGGUCGUAAAGAGCAUGCGUGCUGCCUCCCCACCUUCUUACACUCUUGAUCUGGGGGAGUCUCAGCUGGCCCCUCCACCCUCCAAGCUGCGGGGCCGCCGUGGUUCUCGAAGGCAACUCCUCACCAAGCAAGACAGCCUGGACAUCUACAAUGAAAGGGAUCUCUUCAAGACUGAGGAACCAGCCACAGAGGAAGAAGAGGAGUCUGCAGCUGAUGGAGAACGAAGCUUGGAUGGAGAGUUAGACCUGCUAGAACAGGAUCCUCUGGUGCCGCCUCCACCCUCCCAGACACCUCUCUCUACUGACCGGGUAGCCUUUCCCAAGGGCCUUCCCUGGGCCCCAAAGGUCAGACAGAAGGACAUUGAACACUUCUUGGAGAUGAGCAGAAAUAAGUUCAUUGGAUUCACCCUGGGACAGGACACAGAUACCUUGGUUGGAUUACCUCGACCCAUCCAUGAAAGUGUGAAGACUCUAAAGCAGCACAAGUAUAUCUCCAUUGCAGAUAUACAGAUCAAGAAUGAAGAGGAGCUGGAGAAAUGCCCCAUGUCUUUGGGAGAAGAGGUGGUACCAGAAACGCCAUGUGAAAUCCUCUACCAGGGCAUGCUGUACAGCCUUCCACAGUACAUGAUUGCUCUGCUUAAGAUUCUACUAGCUGCAGCCCCCACCUCCAAGGCUAAGACAGACUCUAUCAAUAUCCUCGCAGAUGUCCUGCCUGAAGAGAUGCCCAUAACUGUUCUCCAGAGCAUGAAGCUGGGCAUUGACGUGAACAGGCACAAGGAGAUCAUUGUAAAAAGUAUCUCUGCCCUGCUCCUUCUGCUUCUCAAACACUUCAAACUCAACCAUAUCUACCAGUUUGAAUAUGUGUCACAACAUUUAGUAUUUGCCAACUGUAUCCCCUUGAUCCUGAAGUUCUUCAAUCAAAAUAUCCUGUCCUAUAUCACUGCCAAAAACAGCAUUUCAGUGCUGGACUACCCAUGCUGUACCAUCCAGGAUUUGCCAGAGCUUACCGCCGAGAGUCUGGAAGCUGGAGACAAUAGCCAAUUCUGCUGGAGGAACCUCUUUUCCUGCAUCAACCUCCUGAGGCUGCUCAAUAAACUGACCAAAUGGAAGCAUUCCAGGACCAUGAUGCUGGUGGUGUUUAAAUCAGCUCCAAUCUUAAAGCGAGCCCUCAAAGUCAAACAGGCCAUGCUACAACUUUAUGUCUUGAAGCUACUAAAGAUACAGACCAAGUACCUUGGGCGCCAAUGGAGGAAAAGCAAUAUGAAGACUAUGUCAGCCAUUUACCAGAAAGUGCGCCACCGCAUGAAUGAUGACUGGGCUUAUGGGAAUGACAUCGAUGCCAGGCCAUGGGACUUCCAAGCUGAAGAAUGUACCCUGAGGGCCAACAUUGAGGCUUUUAACAGCCGCCGGUAUGAUAAACCGCAGGACUCCGAAUUUUCACCUGUGGAUAACUGCUUGCAGAGUGUGCUGGGGCAGAGGUUGGAUCUGCCUGAAGAUUUCUAUUAUUCCUAUGAGCUCUGGUUGGAGAGAGAGGUGUUUUCACAGCCCAUCUGUUGGGAGGAGCUGCUCCAGAGUCACUAAGCUCUUGUCACAAAGCAUCUGACAGAUGGAGGUCGGCUCCAAUCAAUGUGCUCUGCCCGUCCUGCCCCUUUGCUAUCCAGCUCCAGAGUGUGUGUCAACGGGAGUUCCAACCCAGCAUCUAACAUAGUUCAUGGCUAUUCUGGGU